CCAACAUAUACCACAAAUAGCGGCUCUUGCCCAGACGAUUGUGGAUGGCAUAGAAAGGGCAUAUCACCCAGAUGUUAAUCCAAACAAAACAGCGAGUGACUAUGCCGCCCUUUCGAAUCUUGCUACGCAAUUUUACGAAUUCUUACGCGAGACGGGAGUCGGUGCCCUGCCUAUCUUUGAGCCACCACAGACAUCCAGCGACGUUGGUGUCAAUACGGAUGCAGAUGCGAUGGCUCUGGAUAUUAUUUCUGCACCACCUCUACCAGAAGUGUCAAAUAUCACAAACAUGACGGAAGAAGAACUCAGGACUAAAUUAAACGCGGAUGUCAAUGUCCAGUAUACACAACAACGAAGGGUGGUAGAAAAUGCCAACAUC
Molecule: messenger RNA, 376 nt
Organism: Acaulospora colombiana
Lineage: Eukaryota; Fungi; Glomeromycota; Glomeromycetes; Diversisporales; Acaulosporaceae
Source: the annotation of a GenBank genome assembly